AUGGGAGGAGACCCCCUAAGGCGCAACCAAAGCCUACAUUGCCAAUAUCACCAGGAGUGGGAGCAUACCACCAAAGACUCCAGAACUCUAUGGAAUUGUCUGGAGCAACUAGUCAGAGAGGGAAGGUUGCAGAAGUUUUUAUAUCGGCCCAACGGGCAGGGAGACCAGUCAAGGUCAGGUGCUCAGGGGAAUGCCUCUUCAAGGCCCCCUUUGGGCACCAUUAACAUCAUCUUUGCUGCUUCUAGGAGGACUGGUUCGCAACCCUCAAGGGUGAUGUCUGUGGCUUGGCCACUCGCCAAGGACGUUAACCCUAUGCUGAAAAGGGCUAGAGUGGAGGUUCGACUGGCAUUGAGCUUUUCGGAUGAGGAUAAGGUCAGAACUAUACAGUCACAUGAUGAUACUUUAAUUAUCACGCUUAGGAUAGGAGGAUACGAUGUGAAGAGAGUGAUAGUAGACCAAGGCAGUGGCGCAGAGGUUAUAUACCCUGAUCUAUAUAAGGGGCUGAACUUGAAACUUGAGAAUUUGAUAGCAUACAAUUCACCUCUUAUAAGUUUUGAUGGGAAAGUUGUCAUCUUAAAUGGUCAGAUCAGACUACCCAUACAAGCAGGAUCAGAGGUGGUGGAGGUGAACUCUAUUGUGGUGGACGCUUAUUCACCCUACACAUCCAUCGUAGGAAGACCCUGGCUUCAUGCCCUGUGGGCUGUUUCCUCCACUCUGCACCUGAAAGUGAAAUACCUAGUCGAGGACCGAAUCGAAGAGCUCGUUGGGAGUCAAUCCAAUGCUAGGUAG
Messenger RNA from Quercus lobata, 789 nucleotides. RefSeq lists its product as uncharacterized. NCBI's taxonomy places the organism in Eukaryota, Viridiplantae, Streptophyta, Magnoliopsida, Fagales, Fagaceae. The record is from RefSeq and is a predicted model, not a curated record. The transcript has a single exon. The coding region runs from base 1 to 789 and encodes 262 amino acids.